AUGCGUACAAGAGUACUGCCAAUCCUAUUGGCACUCUGGACUCGUGUCAGUCGCGCCGAAAUCUACUUCGUGAACCCUCCACAAUUCGGCAUAACAGGCGACUUCAGCUCGAAUGCAGUCUACACUGUCGGGCAAAACUUAAGAGUCCAAUGGAGUGAUGCGCCAGACAACACGGGCAUAUCAGUGCUCUUGUACCAACUGAAUGGCACACAGUACAUGUUGCCGGGGCAAUAUCUCUUCCGUACGAACUUCCCCUUGAUUGUUGGCAUCAUGCUACAUUACUGGAGACUCCCAUCGGUUGUGUGUAUAGCUGACACCAGUUUUCCAGAAAAUGUCGUGAACACAACUGUUUACGAUUGGACCGUAGCCGUAUCGGAUAAUUUACCGGCGACUCUAGCCGAGUCAAACCUGUUCUACCUCUCCGUCUUCCAAGAAGGCAAAACAUCCUCAGAUUCUAAUAGUCACUACUUCAACAUCACCGAGGCGAAAUCGACAUCCACGUCUAGCAGCACCACCACAUCGUCGGCAAGCACAACGCUGUCUACAAGUACGCAAAUGGCGUCUUCCGUUACUCCAGCCUCCACAACCAGCACCAGCACUGCCUCAGCAUCCACGAGCAGCCAGCCUUCGAGCUCCGACACAAAUUUAAGCACAGGGGCGAAAAUAGGAAUCGGUGUUGGAAUCCCAGCAGCAGCAAUCAUUGGCAUCGGCGCAGGUUGGUUCUUUUUCGGACGACGACGCCGGCAACAAACAAACGCACCCGGCGCUGGGGCAGACCCGCGGUACUCGGACCCUUCAAUGGGCCCCAAUCAACAGGCUGGAAGCAGAGCCGUAUCAGAGUACUGGGCGCCGAAUCAUUUUAAUGGAGGGGAGCUCUACUCCAAACAAGCAGAGCCACUAAGGCAACAAUACAGCCCACCGGUUUUCGAGGCGAGUGGAGAGAGCAGGGUUACACAGCCGGCCGAGCUAUACACGGAUACACCGCAUCAGAGGUAG
Molecule: messenger RNA, 996 nt
Organism: Diaporthe amygdali
Lineage: Eukaryota; Fungi; Ascomycota; Sordariomycetes; Diaporthales; Diaporthaceae
Exons: 1
Coding region: 1-996 (331 amino acids)
Source: RefSeq, a predicted model, not a curated record